This is a messenger RNA of Capronia epimyces CBS 606.96, 1083 nucleotides long. RefSeq lists its product as uncharacterized. The coding region runs from base 1 to 1083 and encodes 360 amino acids. NCBI's taxonomy places the organism in Eukaryota, Fungi, Ascomycota, Eurotiomycetes, Chaetothyriales, Herpotrichiellaceae. Gene Ontology annotation, molecular function: metal ion binding; maleylacetate reductase activity; alcohol dehydrogenase (NAD+) activity. The transcript has a single exon. Gene Ontology annotation, cellular component: mitochondrion. The record is from RefSeq and is a predicted model, not a curated record.
AUGGACCCUUUCGAGUACAACGCCAACCCUGGCCGAGUGGUCUUCGGACCAGGGAGCAUCCAGAAACUCCCAGAUGAGAUAAGCCGGCUGGGCUUGAAGUCACCUCUUCUUAUCUCGACACCUCAGCAAGUCAGCCAAGCAGAGGAUCUCGCGAAGAUCCUGGCCGGCGCGUCCAUUGAACCUGCUGGGACAUACACCAAUGCGACCAUGCAUACCCCAUCUCACAUCACCGAAGAAGCCAUGUCCUUCCUCCGCGAGAAUUCUGCAGACUGCGUCGUUUCAAUAGGAGGAGGGUCAACAAUAGGCUUGGGCAAAGCUAUAUCGAUCCGGACGGGUUUACCUCAUAUCUGCAUCCCAACUACGUACGCAGGGAGUGAAAUGACACCCAUCCUCGGAGAGACGCAGGACGGCCGGAAAACGACGCGGUCAGAUGCCAAGAUCCUUCCUGGAACAGUGAUCUACGACGUCAACCUGACCAUGACGCUUCCCGCCUCACUGAGUGCCACAUCCGGCGUCAACGCCAUUGCACACGCCGUCGAGGCUUUGUACGCGAAGAACAAAAAUCCGAUCAUAUCGCUUCUAGCGCUCGAGGGCACCAAGGCCCUAGCUGAAUCCCUACCGGAAAUCAUCGAGAACCCUCAAUCCCUACCCGCCCGAGAGAAAGCCCAGUAUGGCGCCUGGCUGUGCGGCGUCUGCCUCGGUUCCUCCUCGAUGGCCCUGCACCACAAAUUAUGCCACACACUGGGCGGCUCAUUCAAUCUGCCACACGCCGAGACACAUACUAUCGUGCUGCCACAUGCGCUGUCCUACAAUGCCCCCGCGAUCCCCGAUGCGAUAGCAAAGCUUGCCUCCGUCCUGCCCGGCAGUGACGGCGACGCCAUCAAAGGACUCAACGUUCUUCUCGAGAAACUCAAGGUCAAGCGUGCCUUGAAAGACUUUGGCAUGAAGGAAGAGGAUAUCGACAAGGCCGCCGAGAUUGCAGUGAGCAACCAGUACCCCAACCCGAGGAAGGUUGAGAAGGGUCCCAUUCGCGAGUUGAUCCGGAGAGCGUGGGCGGGGGAACCUGCCAGGGCAAAUUUAUAA